GGUAUCCCGCAUGGGGUCGUGUUAACGCAUUCGCCCGACGAGAUCAACCGGGACAAGACUGGGAACCCCACCGUCGGACCUAGAUAUGGUUGUGACUUUUGCGGAAAGACGUUUAGUCGACCGAGCAGCUUGAAGAUCCAUAUUUAUACCCAUACUGGCGAGAAACCCUAUGUUUGCAAUUGGCCACACUGCCAUCGCCAAUUCUCGGUCCAGUCCAACCUGAAACGCCAUGCCAAGGUGCAU
This is a messenger RNA of Filobasidium floriforme, 243 nucleotides long. RefSeq lists its product as uncharacterized. The record is from RefSeq and is a predicted model, not a curated record. Gene Ontology annotation, molecular function: DNA-binding transcription factor activity, RNA polymerase II-specific; RNA polymerase II cis-regulatory region sequence-specific DNA binding. The annotation marks the transcript as partial. Lineage: Eukaryota; Fungi; Basidiomycota; Tremellomycetes; Filobasidiales; Filobasidiaceae. The transcript is spliced from 2 exons. Gene Ontology annotation, cellular component: nucleus. Gene Ontology annotation, biological process: regulation of transcription by RNA polymerase II.